CUACUGAGUGCUUCCGGUUGGGAUCUGUGUGGGCGGAAGCGGAAGCAAAAGCAAAACCAAACCAGCAGAGGCAGAACCGAGUAAACACACCGAGGGAGGGAAACGAUGGCGAUAACCGAGGGAGGGCUGAAAAAAAUGGUGUCAAAGUAUAAAUACAGGGAUCUGACAGUUCGAGAAAUCCUAAACGUAACUUCCACCUACAAAGACCUCAAGCCCGUGAACGAUGCAUAUGUAUUUAACAAUGGUUCUUCUCAGGAGCUGAUGAGUCUCACUGGAACAAUCCCAGUUAGCUACAGAGGAAAUAUGUAUAAUAUCCCCGUAUGCCUCUGGUUACUGGACUCUUACCCUUACAACCCACCAAUCUGCUUUGUAAAACCCACCAGCACUAUGAUGAUUAGAACGGGAAAACACGUUGAUGCCAAUGGGAAAAUCUACCUCCCUUAUCUGCAUGAGUGGAAACAUCCACAUUCUGAUCUAUAUGGGCUGAUUCAGGUGAUGAUUGUCAUGUUUGGGGAGGAACCUCCAGUCUUUUCGAGGCCAGCUGCGCCUCCAACUUAUCCUCCGUAUCAAGCCGCAGGGCCACCAACUACUUCCUAUAUGCCUGGAAUGACAGCUGGAGUAGCACCAUAUCCAUCAGGCCAUGCCAAUACUGGUGGGUUUCCAGGAUUUUCCUAUCCCCCUUCAGGUUCAUAUCCUCCAACCACAGGCACUGCACAGCAGCAUCCAUACUCCAGCCAGCCUCCUGCUGCAGGUGUUGGUCCUGGCAGAGAUAACACCAUUAGUGAGGAUACAAUCCGUGCUUCAUUGAUCUCUGCAGUUAGUGAUAAACUGCGUUGGCGGAUGAAAGAAGAAAUGGACCGUGCCCAGGCUGAACUUGAUGCCCUCAAACGAACAGAGGAAGACCUGAAGAAAGGCCACCAGAAGCUCGAAAUGAUGGUCAGUCAGUUGGAUCAGGAAAUGUCUGAUGUAGACAAGAACAUUGAAGCACUAAAGAAGAAGGAUGAAGAGCUGAGUGUUGCACUUGAGAAAAUGGAGAGCCAGUCUGAAAAUAAUGACAUUGAUGAGGUUGUUGUGCCAACAGCCCCACUCUACAAACAAAUCCUUAAUCUUUAUGCAGAGGAGAAUGCCAUUGAGGACACCAUUUUCUAUCUGGGUGAAGCCCUGAGACGGGAUGUCAUUGAUUUGGAAGUCUUCUUAAAGCACGUGCGUCUCUUAUCUCGCAAACAGUUCCAGCUUCGAGCAUUGAUGCAGAAAGCAAGAAAGACAGCUGGCCUUAGUGACUUGUAUUGAAUUGAUUUUUAGAGCCAGGUCUGACUCCUUUUUUUGUCUGCAAUUAACCAAUUUCAAAGAAAGGAUAAGUUAUUGGAUAUGCUAGCUGUAAAUUAUGUUGACUUUGAUUGUUUUCUUUGAAACAUCUUUUUGUGAAGGCACUUUGUAUUUACCUGUAACCUUCAGGAUAGGUAGGAAUUGGAAUAAAGAUUCUUUAAAUUCCAAGCUUAA
Pristis pectinata (smalltooth sawfish) is the source of this 1500-nucleotide messenger RNA. RefSeq names its product tumor susceptibility 101a (gene tsg101a). Gene Ontology annotation, biological process: protein modification process; protein transport; endosome to lysosome transport. The transcript is spliced from 10 exons. Gene Ontology annotation, cellular component: ESCRT I complex. Lineage: Eukaryota; Metazoa; Chordata; Chondrichthyes; Rhinopristiformes; Pristidae. Bases 106 to 1290 code for a protein of 394 amino acids. Gene Ontology annotation, molecular function: ubiquitin binding. The record is from RefSeq and is a predicted model, not a curated record.